AAUAGCAGACGAUUCUCAAAACUACCAGUUACUAGUCCAUUUAUUACAGCAGCAUUUUGGCAAAAUAGCGGUUUUACCAUGUCCUUCUUACAAGGAUUACGACGAAUUCAUUUUAUAAAUCAUUGCAAAUACACCUUUUUAUCAGAAAGGUCUUUCAAGAGUAAAUUCUUUAAAUCAGUAUCGUCGAUCGGACUGUACAAGCAUUUAAUGAAAUCUAAAGGUGACGUGCCGAAAGGCUUUGAAAAAUACUUCCCUGAAACGCAGAAAAACCCUCUAAAAAAGUCUUCUAAUAAGAAAAAAGAUGGUAAAAAAUCAACCUCAUUUGGUCAGGAUAAUAAUCCAUUUUCAUUCAAGUUCGGUGAGAAAGGGAGCUCAGGUGGUGGAGAUCCCAAUACAAAUCUAUACUUUUAUCUCUUCGCCUCCGGAGUUGCCAUUUUAGGUUUUGUUGGACUUCAUCAAGGUCAAUAUAAAGAAAUAACUUGGAGAGAAUUCAUAAAUAAUUAUUUGAAUAGAGGAAGCGUGGAAAAACUUGAGGUUAUCAACAAACGAUGGGUUAGAGUAAAGUUUCAACCUGGUUACCAAACAGAUGGCAAUCAUACAGUAUGGUUUAAUAUUGGAAGUGUUGAAUCUUUUGAGAGAAAUUUGGAAAAUGCACAAUUAGAUAUGAAUAUCGAACCCUCUAGUUUUGUUAACGUUGUCUAUAAAAGUGAAACUGAAUUGGCAUCUCUCCUCACGUCGUCUUUGAAUAUAAUACUUCCAUUAGCUUUCAUUUUUUGGCUUAUAAAAAGGUCAUCCAAUAUGCUGGGGGGAGGGAAACCAGGAUCAUCUGGUAGAGGAGCUGGGGGACUUUUUGGAUUUGGUCAAAGUACCGCUAAAGUCCUCCAGGAGGAUGUAGGGGUUCGAUUUGCUGAUGUAGCUGGAUGCGAAGAAGCAAAAUUGGAAAUAAUGGAAUUUGUUAAUUUUUUAAAACGACCUCAACAAUAUACUGAUUUAGGAGCAAAAAUUCCCAAAGGAGCCCUCUUAACUGGUCCACCGGGUACGGGGAAAACUCUUCUGGCAAAAGCAACAGCUGGAGAAGCAAAUGUUCCAUUUAUAACAGUUUCAGGAUCGGAAUUCCUUGAAAUGUUUGUCGGAGUUGGUCCUUCUCGAGUUCGUGAUAUGUUCACUACAGCAAGAAAGAAUGCUCCUUGUAUAUUGUUUAUUGAUGAAAUUGAUGCAGUUGGUCGAAAGAGAGGAGGUAAAGGCUUUGGUGGUCAUUCAGAGCAAGAGAAUACUCUUAACCAACUAUUAGUUGAAAUGGAUGGUUUCACGCCACAAACUAACGUAGUUGUGUUGGCUGCCACCAACCGAAUUGAUAUAUUAGAUCCAGCUCUUUUGAGACCUGGACGGUUUGAUCGACAAAUCUAUGUCGCCUCGCCUGAUAUAAAAGGUCGAGCUUCAAUAUUUAAAGUUCAUCUUAAAGCACUGAAAACUGAUGUAGACAAAAAUGAUCUUUCUCGGAAAAUGGCUGCUUUAACACCCGGUUUUAGCGGAGCUGAUAUUGCAAACGUCUGUAAUGAAGCCGCCUUGAUUGCUGCACGUGACUCGAAUGAGUCAAUAUUGAUGAAACACUUUGAGCAAGCAAUAGAACGCGUUAUAGCUGGACUGGAGAAAAAAACCCAAGUUCUUCAACCAGAGGAGAAGCAAACUGUUGCUUAUCACGAAGCAGGACACGCAGUGGCUGGAUGGUAUUUACAAUAUGCUGAUCCCCUCCUGAAAGUCUCUAUUAUACCCAGAGGAAAAGGUCUUGGCUAUGCGCAAUAUCUCCCAAAGGAACAAUAUCUUUACACUAAAGAGCAGCUUUUUCAUCAAAUGUGCAUGACUUUAGGAGGGAGGGUAGCGGAGGAGAUAUUUUUCAAACGUAUUACAUCAGGAGCACAAGAUGAUUUAAGAAAAGUUACUAAGAAUGCCUAUACUCAAAUUGCUCAACUGGGUAUGAAUGAUAGAGUUGGGCAAGUAUCUUUUGAUUUACCUACUCCAGGAGAUAUGACUUUAGACAAGCCUUAUUCGGAAGAAACUGCACGAAUUAUAGACGAAGAAGUUAGGAAGUUAAUUCAAAAUGCACAUAAGCAAACUACUGAAUUAUUAACAAAGUAUAAAGAUGAUGUUGAGAAGGUAGCCGUAAAGUUGUUAGAGCAAGAAAAAUUAGAUAAAGAAGAUCUUGUUAAGUUAUUGGGUGAUAGACCUUUUGCUGAAAAAACUACUUAUGAAGAAUUUGUUUCCGGUACUGGAUCUUUUGAGGAGGAUACAACGCUGCCAGAGGGUCUGAAGAAUUGGAAUAAAGAAGAGGGUGAACAAGAUGAAAAAGAAGAACAAGAACAAGAUUCAAAGUCUUGA
Messenger RNA from Dimorphilus gyrociliatus, 2376 nucleotides. The record is from the annotation of a GenBank genome assembly. Lineage: Eukaryota; Metazoa; Annelida; Polychaeta; Dinophilidae.